Dentiscutata heterogama is the source of this 126-nucleotide messenger RNA. NCBI's taxonomy places the organism in Eukaryota, Fungi, Glomeromycota, Glomeromycetes, Diversisporales, Gigasporaceae. The record is from the annotation of a GenBank genome assembly.
AUGAGAGGUGGAGAUGCUAAUCGAUGGUUGUUUGGCGAGCAGUUGAGAGAAAAGGAAAAGCAAUUAAAAGUAUUCAAAAAACAAAAAAGAAAACCAAUAGAGUUAUUAGAUAUUUGGUAUUUAUAA